Amblyraja radiata (thorny skate) is the source of this 2648-nucleotide messenger RNA. RefSeq names its product chimerin 2 (gene chn2). Gene Ontology annotation, molecular function: GTPase activator activity. The transcript has 13 exons. Lineage: Eukaryota; Metazoa; Chordata; Chondrichthyes; Rajiformes; Rajidae. Gene Ontology annotation, biological process: positive regulation of GTPase activity; regulation of small GTPase mediated signal transduction; signal transduction. The coding region runs from base 611 to 2014 and encodes 467 amino acids. The record is from RefSeq and is a predicted model, not a curated record.
GGACAGAGUGUCCAGUCGCCUCCUCCGCUUGCAGCCUCCGCUCGGGUUGGCGACAACGUUUCUCGUCUUGGCGUUUUGCACAUGGUAACGUGCGGCCACAAUACCCUCAGACUGUUUUGGAAAUGGCGCAGGCAAUAUUUUGCACUACCAGCGUUUAAAACAGAACCCAAAAGAACCUCAUGUAUUAAAAUAGUCUCCUGGACUGCGGUGUUUGCGGCUCCUCGGUGUGUGCGUUUUCUUUUCUAUUCUGUCUUUUUUUUUUUGCUGGAGAUCCUAUUGACUGCUGGAGAUUGGGGAGCACAGUUGAAUCACCGCUCAAACAGGGAGGCAGCUCUGACACGGGAACUGUGGUGCUCGAUACUUUUAUAUUGCCCGAAUCAUCGAGUUGGAAACAUUGUAUCGCAGCCUGUGGGUGCUGGAUGGCCAGCGGCUGUUCACUCGCACACACGGUCUGCCCCGAGAGGGGGAUUUGACGGAGUCAAGGUAACUAACACUCCGUAUUUGACAGUUCAGGAAGUGGUUUGAAAUGGGCAAUACCGCCACUACAUGUAAAAGACUGCCGAUGUGUCAGCAUUGAAUUCUACAAGAAACAGCGGCAGAUACAUCGAGAAUGGCAUCAAGUAACUCGAGUUUAUCUGGUUCAUCAGUUUCGUCAGAUGCUGAAGAAUAUCAACCACCGAUAUGGAAAUCGUACUUGUAUCAAUUACAGCAGGAAGCCCCACGUCCGAAGAGAAUGACUUGUCCUCGAGAGGUUGAAAACAGACCAAAGUACUAUGGAAGAGAGUUCCACGGGAUGAUAUCUCGUGAGCAGGCCGAUGAACAGCUUGGUGGAGUCGAGGGAGCUUAUCUCAUCAGAGAGAGUCAACGUCAGCCAGGUAGCAACACAUUGGCUCUGAGAUUUGGAUAUCAGACUUUAAACUACAGGUUAUUCUAUGAUGGAAAGCACUUUGUAGGAGAGAAGCGAUUUGAGUCGAUCCACGAUCUAGUGACUGAUGGCUUGAUAACACUUUACAUAGAAACUAAAGCAUCUGAGUAUAUUUCAAAGAUGACCACAAAUCCCAUCUAUGAGCACAUUGGAUAUGCCACAUUGUUGAGAGAACAAACUUCAAAGAGACUGAUCAAAACAAAGCAUGACAGUAGGAAGGUGUCCUUGGUAAAUGAUGAAAACAGUUCAGUUGAUAAGAUCACCUCACUUGUCAGAAGAGCUGCCUUGAAACAAAAUGAGAACAACUUCAAUUAUGAAAAAGCUCACAAUUUUAAGGUCCAUACAUUCAGAGGUCCUCACUGGUGUGAAUACUGUGCCAACUUUAUGUGGGGCCUGAUCGCUCAGGGAGUGAGAUGUUCAGAUUGUGGCUUGAAUGUACAUAAGCAGUGUUCGAAAUUUGUACCCAAUGACUGUCAGCCUGACCUCAAAAGAAUCAAGAAGGUGUACAGUUGUGACCUGACAACGCUGGUAAAAGCACACAACACACAGCGACCUAUGGUUGUGGACAUGUGCAUUCAGGAGAUCGAAACUCGAGGUUUGACAUCUGAGGGGCUUUACAGGGUGUCUGGAUUUACUGAGCACAUAGAAGAUGUUAAAAUGUCAUUUGAUCGAGAUGGUGACAAAGCUGACAUCUCUGCCACUAUGUAUGCGGAUGUCAACAUUAUUGCUGGUGCCCUUAAGCUGUAUUUUAGAGAUUUGCCGAUUCCUGUCAUCACUUAUGAUUCUUAUCAUAAAUUCAUUGAAGCUUCUAAAAUUACUAACCCAGAUGACAGGCUGGAGGCGAUUCAUGAAUCUUUGAUGUUACUACCUCCUGCACAUUAUGAAACAUUGCGACAUUUGAUGACUCAUCUGAAAAAGAUCAUUUUACUUGAAAAGGAUAAUUUCAUGAAUGCGGAAAACCUUGGAAUUGUUUUUGGGCCAACGUUAAUGCGACCCCCUGAACAAAAUACUCUGGCUACUUUGAAUGAUAUACGAUACCAGAGACUGAUAGUCCAGCUCCUGAUUGAAAAUGAAGAUGUCUUGUUCUGAGAAAUGAAAGCAGUACGAAGUAAAACCAACACUUUAGUUACUAUUUGUGACUGAGUUGCAGAGGUACAGCUAUAGUCCUUAUAGGUUGGAUGUGUGGACAAAGAAGUCUGUGAUGCUGCAGAUAUAACAUUCCCCAUAGUCUGUUUUUGUUUUAGGAAGCACAUCUUUAAAUAAAAUAAUAGGGAUUGAUUUUCAAACAAAUCCUAUUACUCUAUAUGCUUUUGAACAUCAUUAGGACAGUUAUAUAAGGAAAAGCAAAGCAAAAUUAUUGAGCAACUUCCACAAGCUACAAAGUUGUUUUUCAUUGUUCCAUUUAAAAAAAAAAAUAUAUAUAUAUAUAUAUAUAUAUAUAUAUAUACAUAUAAAGGUAAAUACGCUCAAUCAGAAAAGCCAGUAAUCAAACUUCCACUCCAAAGUUAGUCUGGUGUGAAGAGAGUGUAUUUUUUAUUUGUAAUGAUAUAUUUACCAGUUUUGUAUUUUAAUUAUAUCACAGAAUUUUGAAUUGCACUAAGUGUCUACAAAUUGGUAUAUCAACUAAUUUAUACUGAUACAUUUAGCAAGAUUCAUUAAAUUAAAGAGAUUUGUGCUGCAUAUAACAAAAUAUCAGACUAAUAUACCACAAAUGAUCGAUUUU